UUUCUCGGAGACAAGAAUCCAGAAACAGAUUUUUUUUGUUGAUCUGUAUCGCGUGCAAUUAAAUAAUCGCAUCAGUGAACGCGGGCAUAAAUAUACAUCAAUAUUAGAGAAUCCGAAGAACGAAAUCCAGGACGAAUCAACAAAAUGAACAUCUUCCAUCAGCUCGGUUUAUUUCCCUCUACGCUCGGGGGAUUCAUUCUUCUGCUGGAGGGUAUCAAUCAGGAACACAGCAAAAAGGCUAUGGAUGAUGGCUCCAGCCUGCUGCUCAGCAUCAAGCAGCAAAUGUGCUUGGCUGGUUACUCAGAAAACGACCUGCUGAAUUGGAUCUCAAAGAAAGAAGACAAAAAAAAAACGCCUCGAGAAUAUUAUUGCAACAGACGGGAAGUCGAAAACGAACGUGUUCAAGCAUCCGAAGUCACUCGGAACAUCGAACAACAUUUUUUCGCCGCCGCCGCGGAAGAAAAACUACGCCACACGUGA
Molecule: messenger RNA, 480 nt
Organism: Notodromas monacha
Lineage: Eukaryota; Metazoa; Arthropoda; Ostracoda; Podocopida; Cyprididae
Source: the annotation of a GenBank genome assembly